CUGACCCUAAAGACACUAUGGUGGACCGACUAUGUCCUUGGGCUUCAUACGUGGUGCAGCCACCCAAGUCAGAAGGGAUUGCGUAUCAGCAUCACUUCUGGAACCCUCCACCAGAAGAGAAAUAUACCUUCAAGCACCCAAAGCCAAAUAAGCCAUCAAGCCUGAGGAUUUAUGAGUGUCAUGUUGGCAUUGGUACUAGUGAGCCUAAAGUUGGAUCAUACAAGGAGUUUACCAAAAUGUUCUUCCAAGGAUAGCA
Molecule: messenger RNA, 256 nt
Organism: Penaeus monodon (black tiger shrimp)
Lineage: Eukaryota; Metazoa; Arthropoda; Malacostraca; Decapoda; Penaeidae
Product: 1,4-alpha-glucan-branching enzyme-like
Exons: 2
Coding region: 18-254 (78 amino acids)
Biological process (GO): glycogen biosynthetic process
Cellular component (GO): cytoplasm
Molecular function (GO): 1,4-alpha-glucan branching enzyme activity
Source: RefSeq, a predicted model, not a curated record